UGUUUAAUGUCUAUCGUCUUAAACGAGUAGCGUACACACGUAAUUAAACAAAGGAAGAAGAAGAAGAAGAAGGCUCAGACCUCAGGCUUGGAGGCUUUGCUUCUUGUUUUUCACUCUACUUUUUCCUAUUUUCUCGUUUCGACGAGAACGAGGCUUCCAUUUAUAAACCCCUCUUUGUAUAAUAACUAUUAUAUUUAUUACUUUAAUACCAAUUUUCCGCUCUACUUUUAAGGACCUAGUUCAGAAGUAGAGGAACUUUGUUAUGGCCGCCUAAGGCUUCAUCUCCCUCUCUUUCUAUAUAUAUAGUUUUCUGUACACACCUUUCUCUCUCUAGAAUUAUCAUUCUUUCCGUCUCGCUCUUCAAGUUUCAGGUUAUUAUCGGAGAAACUUUUUGGUAGGUGGAAGACUUUAGAAUGGCUAAGAACGAAGAUUCAGGUAGCCCUGGUUGGGGUGCUUCUUUUUUUAUGCAAACAACGGAAGAUGUUGCCAGAGCUGUUGCUGCUGCUGCGGCAGCAGCCACUGCCCCACGUUCUCCACGGCCAUCUGUGAUAUUUUCAUCAAAGGAUGAAAAUGGUGGCAGCCAAUUUCAGAAAAUUCAACGCCAAGUUACUAGUAUCCUGAAAGGCUUCUCACAGCCUCGUGAAGUAAAACGUGUAACAUAUAAUCCAGAAGAUUUGACUAGCCUGAAGCGUCAAUGGGCAAACUUUCAGUUGCAGUACUUGGACCACAAGUCUUAUAAGGAGCCAACAAGGCUUUUCGAGAGCAUGGUAGUUGUUGGCCUUCACCCUAAUUGUGACAUUCAAGCACUUGAGAGGCAAUAUGUUGGAAGAAGGGCUGAAGGUUCUGGAAAGUUGCGAAAUACACUUAGUUAUCAGAAUCAAUCACGUGUAGAACCCAAUAUUGAACCUCAGGUCUUGUUUGUUUACCCUCCAGAAAAGCAGCUGCCACUUAAAUACAAGGAUCUCCUUUCAUUUUGCUUCCCUGGAGGCGUUGAGGUUCAUGCUGUUGAAAGAACUCCUUCCAUGAGUGAAUUAAAUGAAAUUCUUCUUGGGCAGGAACACCUUAAACAAAGCGAUUUGUCAUUUGUAUUCCGGUUACAGGUUGCUGAUUCAACAUUAUAUGGAUGCUGCAUGUUAGUUGAAGAAUUAGUACAAAAACCUUCUGGAUUGCUUUCAAUAAUUUCAGACAAACAACCUUCCUAUCCUCCUUUGAGCCGUCAUAUGCUAACCACUCGCAGAUGUUAUUGCAUUCUCUCAAGGCUUCCUUUUUUUGAAUUACACUUCGGUGUAUUGAAUAGCAUCUUCACAGAAGAAAGGUUAGAGCGGCUGACAAAAGGUAUUGCUGGUUUAGAUUUUGAAUCACCAGAGGACUAUAGCAAGGAAGAACAUAUAGACGAAAGUACUGAAGAAACUUCUGACAGUGUAUCAGUAGAUGAUAGAGCUGCAGAGGAUGUGCUCAAUGGAUCACCUGAGCUUUCCCAAUGCAAAGAUUCUGAACCUGGAGCAGUUACAAAUGAUGGGAGUCACCUAGAUUGUCAGAUGCUUGACAAGGAUAUUGACUUGUUGAAGAAAAAAAUCAAGGAUGAUGUUGUUUCUAUUGAACCUGAAACCGAGUUGGCUACAGCCAAAAGAGAAUCUAGUGGUGCAAAUAGUGAAGAUUGUGAUGACUAUGUUGAUAUCAUUGCUAUAAAUAAGCAAGCAGUGGAAAGCCGUUUCCCAAAUGCUGUUCUGCCUCUCCUGCGCUAUUAUCAAUAUGAAAGCUCUGAAUCUUCACCCAGUUUUCAGGGUUCUCCCUGCGAGGACAGAAAUUUUCGGAGUGAUGUUGAUGAUACUGAGACAGAAGAGGCAUCUUUCUCUGGCCAAGAUGAUUCUAACGAUCUCAAUGGUAUUUUGGAAUGGGCUAAGGCAAAUGAUCAUGGAUCACUACAAAUCAUAUGCGAGUAUUACCGGCUGCGUUGCCCUGCGAAGGGUUCCACUCUUAGAUUUCAUCCCUUGGAGCACUUGCAUCCCUUGGAAUAUCAUAGACUAGAAGAAACUGUCAUACAUGUCGGUGGUUCAACUAUUGAUUUGAGGUCUUGCACUACAAGUUUAGAACUUUCUGAGGCUCAUACAGCGCUCUUGGUUGAGGAGGAAGCAAAUGCUUUGUCAAUAUGGGCAGUUGCAUGCAUAUGUGGCUCUUUACGACUCGAAAACGUAUUAACUUUGUAUGCUGGGGCACUGCUGGAGAAGAAUAUUGUGGUGAUCUGUUCCAAUUUGGGUAUCUUAUCUGCUAUAGUAUUGUCAAUUAUUCCUCUGAUCCGUCCUUAUCGGUGGCAAAGCCUACUAGUGCCGGUUUUGCCAAGUGACAUGCUAGACUUUUUGGAUGCACCUGUCCCUUAUAUUGUUGGUGUGAAGAACAAAACCAAUGAAGUUCUAUCAAAAUUAUCCAAUUCAGUUCUCGUUGAUGCCAACAAGAACCAGGUGAAAUCACCUACAAUACCCCAACUGCCUAAACAAAAGGAAUUGUUUGCAUCCCUAAGUCCUUAUCAUGCAAAGCUCGUUGGAGAAAGUUAUUUGGGGAAGAAAAGACCGAUUUAUGAAUGCACGGAUGUACAGGUUGAAGCCGCCAAGGGUUUCUUAUCAGUUCUAAGAGCUUACUCAGAUUCACUUUGCUCAAAUCUCCGUCCCCACACAAUUACAAAUGUACAGUCCAAUGAUGAUAAGGUAUCUUUACUCCUGAAGGAGAGUUUCAUCGAUUCAUUUCCUAAUCGCGAUCGACCAUUUAUGAAGCAUUUCGUGGACACGCAACUCUUCUCUGGACAUACAGAUCUUGUGCUCUCUUUCUUCCAAAAGGAAUAGUACCGACCAUAUAAGGAUUAGCCUUUAGAGUUAUAUUUCAUGAUGUAACUUGAACGUAAGUUCAGUGAUGCUACUCGUCUUAAGUUAUAGGGUUAGGCCGAGAUUAAAAAAAAAUUUGCCUGCCUUAAAAUGUUCUUCCCAGCUUUUUUGCCACUCUUGACUGAUUGUGUAUGGCAACCUAGUUGUGAAGGCUUGUUUUGCAGCCUUUCUAUGUUAUAAAAUAUAUGUAUGCAAGAGAAUAUCUCCAACCUAAUGAAAAUUACAGGGGUGGUAUAGUAUCUCAUUCAUACAGUGAGAAACACGUAUUUAUUAUUAUGUAUGUAUAUAUAUAUAUAUUUGUACCAUGGCUCUGUACUGGACUUUGAUUUUGGUAUCAUAUAAAUAUUAAAUUGAAGACGCUUCAUAA
This is a messenger RNA of Humulus lupulus (European hop), 3243 nucleotides long. RefSeq lists its product as uncharacterized. NCBI's taxonomy places the organism in Eukaryota, Viridiplantae, Streptophyta, Magnoliopsida, Rosales, Cannabaceae. The record is from RefSeq and is a predicted model, not a curated record. The coding region runs from base 414 to 2837 and encodes 807 amino acids. The transcript has 19 exons.